GUUACAGCUCUACAACUCUCAGAAUGACAAUAUUUUAUUUCGAUCUUAACUGCUGACUACCUUUUCGCGAACAAAACGCGUUUCUCCUCGGAAAUGAGGAAAGGUGCGUUUUGCCACAGUGGUGCAUAAUCCCCCAGCAACCCCUAGCUGGUAUAGAAUACAUCUUCCCGCUCGAUACUUCAGUAGGUCGUACAUUUGUAUGACCGCUUAGGGCCUAGACAUCAAACGUACGACUAACAUCGAUGAGGAACGUUUAUGCGUUUAUUUUUUCCAGUGUCCUCUUCGAUUGACUGUAUGGCUGCCCUUUUACAAACCAUGGAGGAUCGGAUUGGGUCGUUGGAGCGGGAGGUAAAAAUGGGUAACCUUAAGCUAUCCAGAAUGGAGGAAAAAUUGGACGAGCAGACACGGCUAUUGUCGAUGUUGAUCGAGCAAACAGUAGCUGCUCGACAACCCGAUGCGGAACGGCAUUCGGCGAAUGAAGAUGAGGUACAGGAGCAGGUGCCGCAGCCGAACAGCGAAGAGCACAACGCGAAAAAUGAAACGGAAGAGGAUCAGGAUGACGAGCAGGAACGUCAUGAGGAGCAUGAGGCAGCGCCAGAAAUCCCGGUUCUGCCAAUAAGAACCGUGAAUGACUUUUUUGUAUUGAACUCUAGCUGUGCCAGAAACGAAGAGUUUGUACAGCAAAUGGCGGAAGAAUUACAACAGGAGGUGGUCGCAUCGCAAACGAGAGCCCGGAACGUCAGCCAACAAGCGUUAGAUGUAUUUUUGCUGACUUACAGGAGUACACCUAAUAAGCUGUUAGAAAACCAGAAAACUCCAGCGGAUGUUAUGUUCAACAGAAGGAUACGCACAACUUUAGAGCUGCUACGAUCACCACCGCGACCCUUCGCCAAGCACGUAUACUUCUGA
Messenger RNA from Anopheles arabiensis, 909 nucleotides. RefSeq lists its product as uncharacterized. The record is from RefSeq and is a predicted model, not a curated record. NCBI's taxonomy places the organism in Eukaryota, Metazoa, Arthropoda, Insecta, Diptera, Culicidae. The transcript has 2 exons. The coding region runs from base 256 to 909 and encodes 217 amino acids.